This is a messenger RNA of Drosophila ananassae, 3514 nucleotides long. It is a transcript of the gene dpr15, whose product is annotated as mucin-5AC. The transcript has 7 exons. Gene Ontology annotation, biological process: synapse organization. NCBI's taxonomy places the organism in Eukaryota, Metazoa, Arthropoda, Insecta, Diptera, Drosophilidae. Gene Ontology annotation, cellular component: neuron projection membrane. Bases 592 to 2553 code for a protein of 653 amino acids. The record is from RefSeq and is a predicted model, not a curated record.
AGGUGUCGCCAUUUGGCUUAGUUUCCUUUUGGCCGGUGUCAAGCGCAGUUCGCUUCUCGCUUUCAAGCCGUUGAACUUAAAUGCAUUGGUCUAACAGUGGCAGUUAUAAAUGGUUUACAAAAAUACUAACAAGAACGAUCAUUGACAAAUUUUAGUGAUCUGACUUUGUGCUGCGGGGUAAUUAAGAUAAUCUAAAUGAAAAUUAUUUUAGAUUGCCUCGACAAGCUUACCGUGCAGUGCAAUUUGAAAAUAUGUUAACCCUGCGAUUUUGUGCGCCAAAGAACAGCCAACAACGCGAAGGAAAAGAACAUAUCGCUGCAGUUCGUGUCAAGGCGUAUACGCCAUAUUAAAAAGAGCAACGAAUACUGCUCCGUUCAGGGGCCGAGGCAGGGAUAAAUUUGCAAAGGCUCCAGCGGCACAACGCCGCCAGACGACAGCCAAUGUGACCCAGUUAAGGCCAAAGGAUUUAGCCGCCCAAGGACCGCGAACCAAGGAACCGAAUCGCGAAACGCGACACGGGAUACGCGAACGCGGAGCUCGCAAUCCCAGAACCGACACGCAGCAAGGAUUAUCAAUUUGCUUGGCACUUUAAUGGAGUUGGCCAGGAUGCCGGGAAGCCUGAUCCUUCUGGCCCUGCUCAUCUGCUUGCCGGAAACAAGAGCCAGCCAGCCGGAAGAGACAUCAAUAUUAAACGGCAGCGGAACAAAUGGGCGACCCCUUCAAAGAACUCAAUCAAGGCGCGAGGCAUUAAUUCCGGCGACAACGCAAAUGGCCCGGACAUCGGACAAAGCAGCCGCAUUUAGGCCAACAAUGGCAGCUGCAGCGUUGGCUUUGGCUUUGGAUGCAGCCCAGAAUCGUUCCGAGCACAAUGUCGCCAUUAAUAACAUCAGCAACAAUGGCGAUCAGCGCCUGACCGCUGCCCUCGAGGCGAAUCUGAUUAUGAGCAAUCGGAAUGUCCAUGAGCAGCACAGCUACCGAAUCACGCACGGCGACAAUGCUACACUAGCUGUACCGCCAGUGUUUGCAACCACUACUACAGCCACCACUGAGCCAGCUCCGACAACAACGACCACUAGGCGCACCACUCGACGACCUGUGCCAACCACCACGCUGAAGCCACCGCCGACAAUAGAUGAUUACCAAACAAUAAUUAGCCAAGCCGGCACCCACGCCUAUCUGCCAUGCAACGUGAAGCAGUUGGUGAAGAAGCCCAUCUCCUGGCUGCGGAUGCGGGACGGUCACAUCCUUACCGUGGACCAGACCACGUUUAUUGCGGAUCAGCGCUUCCAGUCGGUCUUCUCGCCAAAUCCUGAGCGUUGGUCGCUUCAGAUUAAGUACGUUCAGGUGAAGGACGAGGGCACCUACGAGUGUCAGGUGUCCACGGAGCCCAAAGCCAGUGCAAUUGUGCACUUAAGGAUUGUUGAACCGAAAACCGAAUUAAUUGGGGAGUCAACGCGACAUGUGAAGGCCGGAAGUCAAGUGAAAUUGCGUUGCAUAAUUAGCCAGGCUCUGGAGCCGCCGCUUUUCAUUAAUUGGUUUUACAAUCAGAAGCAAAUCUAUUUGCAUAAUCGUCGCGGUUGGCGUACGGAAAUUGAACGCAUUGAGCUGCCAGCGGAAGUGCCAACCACCAGCACCACCACCACUAGCACCACAUCCACCACAACAACAACACCAGCAGCAACAGCUUCCACCACAUCCAGCACUGGAUCAACAGCAGCAGCUUCGACAUCCAAAUCGGCAUUGGAGGCACUUAAUGGGUUGGCUACCAUAACACGUUCAUACAUUUUAGAUGCCAUAUCACCGAAUGAUGUGGCAAGUGGCGCUGUUGCCGGGACGACAGCCGCUGAGCUGGCUGCAGAUGUGGAUGCAACAUCUCCGACUUCGGCCAACCCACCGCCCAUCUUGGCAUCCACAGCUGCUGCAAAUGCAGUGGCAUCCGCUGAGGGUGCAACAACAAUGGCAACAGCCUCCAUGGCGGCGACAGGUGACUCGGCAAUUACAACAAACACCUGGGUGACGAGCACCUCAACAACAACAACAUUCACCGACUCCACGGAAAUAACAACAACGACUGUGGCAGCAACAACGACAACUCUGCUACCAAGCAGCAGUUUCAUUAAGCAGAUAACAGCGGCUUCGCUCAUCAUUCCGGCCGUAGUCAAGCUGGAUUCCGGCAACUAUACAUGCAGCCCCUCGAACAGUGCGCCACGCACCAUUGUGCUCCACGUGCUAAAUGGUGAAUACUCCGCCUCCGCCAUUAAGUCCGGCAGUGUCAGCUGGAGCACGCUAAUUGGAUGUCACGGCUAUUUGCACUGGCGGAAUGUUUCAACGCUUCUGACACUUUUGUGGAUUAUUAAAUGCGCCGUGGCCAGGGACAUCUGCCAGCCGAAUGGUGGCAAGGUUGCCGCAGCAAGGGUAUACCGGAAAGAAUCUGUGAAAGGAGCAGGGGCAGGAUUGUCGGAAGGAGGUAAUAUCGAGCCAAAAUCAAGGACCAGCUUCAUCAGAGUCAGCAGCUCAAUUAGUGCCACCAAAGUGGCCGAGGACAAGACUUGAGUUGCCAUCCGGCUAAGGCAGGAAAAGAUGAAUUUUAUUCCAUAAAGGAGGCUAUGCAUAAGGAUUUUACCCGACAUACAAAUAUUACCACAAAAUGGAUACACACUCAUCAUCGAGGCAAUACAUAGGACUCUUCAUUCAUAAUAAUAUUAUUCGAAAUAAUCGAGAUUAAUAAUGGUUUUCCAUCUGAGUGUAAAUUAAUGUUUAAAGUAAAUCUUAAGUUCGAGCAUAUCGCAUUUGCAAGAAUUGUGUAAAUAGAAUGCACAGUAUUCUCCUUCCAAGGACAAAACUACUUCCCCUACUUUAAACAAAUUGGCCAUGGUUGUAUCAUAUAAGUUAUUUGAACACCUUCAACAAGGUAUUGAUAGAAAUUUUAAAAUUAAAUUAAUAGCUCCCUAAGGAUAAAUCAAAAUAAAUCAUAAAUUCCUUUAAAUUGUAUUAUUAUUUUUGGUCAAUGCCAUUUUUCUUAAGUUUCCUUAAGAUAUAAAUUGUAAAUAUGUAUGUACACCUUCAGAAAUAUGAAUAACCCUGAUUUAUUAAGACUUACGGCUAAUCUUUAUGCAUAAAUAUUAAAUGAUAAAUACAAGAAAAACAACUGUGUAAAUAAGCGAGUGUUACUGCGUUCUAUUCCACUAAAUAAUCCACGCAAGCCAAAAGAAAAUGUAAACAUUAGUUAGUAUAUAAAAGACUUACUAAAAUUUUAGACGCAGCUACGCCAAAAAGUGAGAAAAAGAAUCCAAGAACCUAAAACAAAACAGAAAAUUUAAUCAACUAAAUAAACAAAAAUGUAAGGAGUUGCUCCAACGUUGCGUAUACUUGAUUUGCGAACAGAUUCCAAGGUAACUGCAAAUUAAAAUCGAAAUAAAAUGGAAAAUCAAUUGGAAUGAUUUGAAGUGUUUGCAAUAAUUCUUAAGCCAUUACAAAUAAGAGAAAUACAAAUAAAUAAAAUACAAUUUCUUCA